Cadophora gregata is the source of this 705-nucleotide messenger RNA. RefSeq lists its product as uncharacterized. NCBI's taxonomy places the organism in Eukaryota, Fungi, Ascomycota, Leotiomycetes, Helotiales, Ploettnerulaceae. The record is from RefSeq and is a predicted model, not a curated record. The transcript is spliced from 2 exons. The coding region runs from base 1 to 705 and encodes 234 amino acids.
AUGAUGGAUUCACGUACGCUCAUCGUGACCACUCUUUCUGUUUUCCUCGAAUUACCUCUCAAGGAUGUCAAUGCUAUAGACUUCACAUCCUAUGAAAACUACCUCGAUGACCAAAUAAUCCAAGACGACGAUUGGUGGCAUGGGAUCUCGACCCGUCCAACAUUCGAACUCGCUUUCCACACCGACAUUCGAGAUAUCGUGCAUAUGCUCACGACGCUUCUUUCGGCCAAUGUACCAUGCCGGAGGGCUGACCUCACCGACGCAUUUCUACUCCACCAAGUGCCAUGGACUGCAGAAUUGGCCCAGCCUUUCAAAGAGAGUUAUGCGAGCUGGUUAGAUAAGCUGGUGGACAUGGCCCUCACAUUGCUGCUCUCUUUUCCUGUUGGUUCCAGGGUUUCCACCUCCAAAUCCUUGACUAUGGAUCUAGCGCUUUGGGACGAGAAUACGACCUUCCAAACGUUCAUCGAGAGCCAGUUUCCCGAACCGACAGGGCGUGCUGGUGAUGCAGAGGAGACCCUACAGACCUCCAUUCUGACAGGUGUGGCACUCGUGCGGAAUUCUGGGAUCAAGGUGGAAUGGACGCAUGAUUUUCGUCACCAUCUCAGGUUCGAUGCCAGACAUCAUAUUCUGAGUAUCUUUGUCUUGAGAGAAUACAUAACCAGAUUAGGCGAAAGAAUCACCCAGUUCUUCCAAAGAGAUUGGUAG